This is a messenger RNA of Geodia barretti, 975 nucleotides long. Lineage: Eukaryota; Metazoa; Porifera; Demospongiae; Tetractinellida; Geodiidae. The record is from the annotation of a GenBank genome assembly.
UUGAAAGUAUUCGGAUUUACCACUGGAGGACGCUACUCGACAAAAACUCGACGGGAGCAGGAACUCAAUGUCGUAAUUGUGGGAUGCUAUCAGGUGGGAAAGUCAACUCUCAUCAAUUCCCUGUUCUUUGAAAAGGGCAAAAAGUACAGAGAGCGGGCACAGGAAGGCUCAAUGAGUCCUUGCACUCAAGAUGUGAAUCCACAUGUCCUGCAGUUCAGCGGCAUUUCCUGCAACAUUUACGAUUCGCCAGGCCUGCAAGACGGAUGUGAAGCUGGAGACUUGGCCUACCUGCGCCAGAUCAAAGCCAAGUGCCCCAAAAUCCACCUCGUCAUCUACUGCACAAAGAUGGGAGAGCCUGUGAGACCGGCCGAAACCACGGCACUCAACAAUCUCACCUCGACAUUUGGAAACACAAUUUGGGAGAAUACAGUGAUUGCUCUCACGUUUGCCAACAAUGUACAACCGGUUGAUCCAGACACAGAUGAAGACGAAUACUUUGAAAGAGUAAAGAACGACAAGGAAAAGGAUUUGUGCAGUGCUUUUGAAAGGCUUUCCAUUAGAGAAGCAAUCGUUGACAGCUUGCUCCAACACAUUUACCCCACUGGGUCAGCCAGAGUGCUCAAGCUCCCUGGCAUUAGGAACGAUUGGAGGGUUGACUUUUGGAUGGGGUGUCUGGAUGCCUGUCGACCGGAAGGCAAAGGGGCCUUGCUAACCCUGGCCUGGAGAAACCGACAGUUUGUUCUAAGGGUUCUACAGGCCUCUGUCGGUACUACAAGUGGAGGAUUGGCACUGGUUGGGGGGUUGGGGUGUGUCGUAGCUGGAGCUGCUCUAAGUGCGUCGGGAUUUCUCGCUCCGGUUGGUGUGCCUCUUAUUGCUGCUGGGGCAGUGGCCAGUAUUCUUGGGGCUGGGGCCACUUUCGGCAGCAGCUCUGCUAUCAAGAGUGCCAAGAAAGAGUAUAAAAGGAUGAAAGAGUGA